AUGCUUUCGUUUGCCGCUCUCUCGGUGCUCGUGUUGGGCGCUUCGGCCCUGGUGGCGCCGCCGGCCCCCCCCCCGGCCGACAAUGGGUGCUGCUGCUGCGACAUCAACAAGAAGAGAAUCGACUGCGACAGGUCGAUCCCGGCGUCGGAGUGCAUCUGCCCCCAGGUCGUCUGCCCCGCCGGCGCGCCCACGUUCACGCACGGCACGCCGCCGAAAGCCACCCCGCCGCCCACGCCGCUGCCGACUUACAAGCAGUGCUGCUGCUGCAAUCCCAACAUCAACAAGAUUGUGUGCUCGCUGAGGCUCGUGGAAGACUGUAUCUGCUUGGCUGUGGCGUGUCCGACGGAUGCAAAGACCAUCUUUGUCAAGCCAACUGGCGUUCCGACUGCUGCUUAA
Trichoderma harzianum CBS 226.95 is the source of this 396-nucleotide messenger RNA. RefSeq lists its product as hypothetical. NCBI's taxonomy places the organism in Eukaryota, Fungi, Ascomycota, Sordariomycetes, Hypocreales, Hypocreaceae. The record is from RefSeq and is a predicted model, not a curated record. The transcript has a single exon. The coding region runs from base 1 to 396 and encodes 131 amino acids.